Rhipicephalus microplus (southern cattle tick) is the source of this 1884-nucleotide messenger RNA. RefSeq lists its product as uncharacterized. Lineage: Eukaryota; Metazoa; Arthropoda; Arachnida; Ixodida; Ixodidae. The record is from RefSeq and is a predicted model, not a curated record.
AUGGAAGCCGAGGAUUCAGUGAAGCCAUCGGACGACGCUGACGCGACCAAAGACGAUGCCGAGAUGGAAUGCGCUUCCGACGGGGAAGGCCCCGCUGAGACGAACCGACCUGACGGCGGAGCAACGUCUGAAGACCUCUGCGUUUCCUCGAGCACCUCGGUAGCGGCCACGACCGAGCAUGAAACGGAAGAUGCCGCCAAGACUUGCGAAGCAACGGCUGAGAAGGAGGGCUCCGGCGACACCUCGAAGGAUAAGCUUGAAACUGAUAAAAAAGACUCGGCCGAAACUUCUAAACCGAAAGACAAGACCAAAUCCAAGGCGGAAGGCUCGGUGAAAACAUCAACGCCGACGAUCGAGGCAGAAACCGCAAGGGAAGACAGUGCCACUACUACUCAGCCUACAACCGAGACCGAAGCUGAAAUGAAAGAAUCCUCAGAAACAUCAGAUCCAACGCCAAAAAUUGAAAUGAACGAACCUGUCGACACUACGCAGCAGGAGGACGAGGCUGAAUCUGACACGAAAAAGUCUGUGACGCCUCUGCCAAAAGCCAUCGCCGGCCCUUCGCGUGACAGGCAAGUCACGGAGUCGACGCCUUCGUCGGGGACACCAGAACAGUCUAGCGACGAGAGUAGAAUGGACAUGCCUUCGAAGCCGCCCAAGCACAGCGGUCCGGGGGCCGCCGCUAAACGCCCCACCGCAAUGGCGCUGGGCAAACGUCGCCGUCUGCAGAAACAGCACACCAUGACGUCUGAUGACGACGUCAGUAGUCCUUCUUCUUCGAGCCUUCCUCCAUGCGUCAAGCUCCCCCGUUCUGCCUUGUCUUCCGACUCUGAAGAAGGAAUGACGCCCGCGGAAAGAGCCCUGGCCGAGGCCCGCGCGCUGGAACUCGAGCGCACACUUGGCGGUGCAGACGUCGACACCACCGAGCCGCCGUCGUCCAGCGGAUCGGCUUCCGUGUCUGUCGGCACGCCGGAUGUCAGCUCGGACGCCAGCAGCGAACAGUUGAUGGCCCUGAACCUCCUCGAAGAGGAGGUGAACGGAACAAGCACGUCGGAGACGACUAGCGAAGGAGCGGAAGCUGCUUCUAGAAGCGCCGGUGCCGCUCAACGACCGCCAGCACCCGAGCCACCAGGAAGCACAGCCUCGGCGUUGUCUUUCGCCGAAGCCACGCUCCGGUCGCCUUCGAGCGAGGACGCCUCGAAAGCGCUGAUGAAGUGGCGCGCCACGCAGGACCUCACCAGCGACAGCCCCGUAUCAACCAGCAGCCUGUCCUCUUUCACGGAGAGCGAAGCCGGAGGAUCCGGCGGCCACUUGUCAAGAUCUGCUUCCGUUCACAGCACGAGCACCUCGACAAAAAUGUGCGCCUCCGGCAAAGUCCCUUUCACCAGAUCGGAAACCUGCGCGGGACCCUUGACGGCGUCUACUAGUUUCGACAGGGAACGCGUGCCUAUUUCGCUCACCCUGAGUGCCACUGAGAUGUUGAGCCGAACUGUCACGGCAACUGAGCAGGCUUUGGUGGAGAAGAUGGAAGAGGACGCACCGGCAGGGCCGUCCAAGAAGGCGGGAACUUCGAGCCUAGGAGAGUCACCGGAAGGAACUGGAGGACUGGCAGGGACCAUCGGUUCGGGCGGCGGAGGCCCGCCUGCUUCGCCCUCCGGAGGCGGAGCAGGCCCCCAACCGUUACCCAUGGAUGAAUCCGAUGACGGCGAGCAAAGCGGCGACCAACCGCUACCAGCUCCCCCGGAUGAACUGGUGACGUCCUUCAUGGGGCCCCGGCCUACACGCACUAUGACGGCCGCAGAGUGGGACGCCGCGAAGCGUGCCAAUGGCAAGGCCAGAGACACUAGCAAGGAAGACGACCAGCCAGGACCCUCUAGCACAUAG